AUGUCCCUCCUCCCGCGUUCUCCGAGCACCCGAGUCUUCGUCUUGUUCCUGUGUCUGUAUGCCGUGAUCCUGACCAUCGCUUACUCGACGAACCUCACGGCCUUCCUGAUCGUCGCCACGUCGCCUGCAGGAGUGGAGAGCAUCAGGGAGCUUUACGAGUCGGGGAAGGAGGUCGCAGGGACGGGCUACUUCUACAGGGAUGCUUUGGCCUCGUCGGGUGACCCUUUCCUGCAGGGUCUGACGGAUCGAUACCAAGGCUACAGUACCGCCGAGGACAUCCUGGAGAAGGUAGUAUCUGGGGACGCCGUGUACCUGCAGAACAGGGGGUCCCUCGAGUACGUGAGGGCGACGAAGUUUAGCAGUCGCACUCUCCAGGGAGUCCGGAUUAUGAAGGAGUGCUUCGCGCCCUACAGCAUCGCCCUGGCCGUCCAGAGGCACUCGCCGCUCAAGGAGAAGAUCAGCCAGGUCGUCGGCCGCCUCCGGAGCAGCGGCCUCACGCGCCAGUACUUCCUGCAGUCGCUCCGCCGCGCAGCCGCGUCGGAGGUGAGAGCUCGGGAAGGUCAUCAUAGGGGCUUGAUGCUGCUGGGCCGCGAGGGGUCGGAGCUGGCGCAGGGAGGCGCUGCAGAAGGCGACGAGAGCACCGAAGGAGUCAUUCCUCUCACCCUGGAUCACCUCCAGGGCGUGUUCCUGCUGGCGCUGCUCGGCUGGUGCAUCUCCUUCCUCGUCCUGCUGGCGGAGUGCCUCGUUUAG
This is a messenger RNA of Penaeus monodon (black tiger shrimp), 750 nucleotides long. Its product is annotated as glutamate receptor ionotropic, kainate 2-like. Gene Ontology annotation, cellular component: membrane. The record is from RefSeq and is a predicted model, not a curated record. Gene Ontology annotation, molecular function: ligand-gated monoatomic ion channel activity. Lineage: Eukaryota; Metazoa; Arthropoda; Malacostraca; Decapoda; Penaeidae. The transcript is spliced from 4 exons. The coding region runs from base 1 to 750 and encodes 249 amino acids.